Molecule: messenger RNA, 2144 nt
Organism: Lindgomyces ingoldianus
Lineage: Eukaryota; Fungi; Ascomycota; Dothideomycetes; Pleosporales; Lindgomycetaceae
Exons: 2
Coding region: 67-2025 (652 amino acids)
Source: RefSeq, a predicted model, not a curated record
CAGGCCAAAAACGCUGAAGAGCGCCAUCCUUCAAUUCACCAGAAAGAGGAAUUAAACGAAAAGUUGAUGUCACUCUCAACGAAUACCACCGGUGUCAUGGAGCAUGAGCCGAAUUCCGUUCAGCAGGCUUCUAGUGAACCUCAAAAACAGCCAGUAUCAGCACCAAAGGCAGUAGCGACACUCGAAGAACUGAACUCAGAUGCCGCAAAACAGGUUUACAAGAAAAGACUUGCGAGCAGCGAGCUCCGUUUGAUCAAGAUUCACCCUGGAGACGAGCCAAGUGCCGUGAAAUGCUCAAUCUUCAGCGUCCAAGAAGGAGACCUACCAGACUACGAGGCUUUAUCGUAUGUUUGGGGCAGUCAAGAUGAACCCAAAACCAUACUCCUUGAAGACGUCACUUGGCAUGUCACGGCAAACUUACAUUCCGUUCUUUCGCACCUCCGCUUCCCGGAUCGCUUUCGUGUUGUUUGGAUCGACGCUCUAGCAAUUAAUCAAACUCACUUAGAAGAGCGCAAUGAACAAGUCAAAAAGAUGUCUGACAUAUAUGCAAACGCAACAUCAACACUCAUCUGGUUGGGUGAGGCAACGGAUGAUCUGAUAGUUACCACCUUCGAGCUCUUGGAGUUCUAUUCUAAGCUCACAGACACUGAUCAGCGGAUGUGGCGAGCAGGAUUCAUCGCGCAAAACACUGGUUUCAUAAGCAGGACUGUGAGCAUGAUGAAUCGCGUCUUCAAGCUAGAAUACUGGAAGAGAAUCUGGGUCGUCCAGGAGAUCCUCUUCUCUGAUAACAUACUUCUGAUGUAUGGUCAACAUACUCUUACCUACGACGACUUCUUCGCUUGUAUGCGAGAAAUCUGCGCUGUCUUUGCAAUGUCGCCUGUGGACCUGGAAGCCAUACCGCAGAGAUCGGUAAAUCCGGAAGCCUACUUAUUGGCAUCUCUGGCGCAUUCAACUAACCUGAUGAUUUCUGAAGUCAUACCAGUUCGUGGAGCCGCAAGGCAUGGUAAACACCUGAGCUUGCGACAGUGGCGAACGGCACAGCUGAAGCGAUCUACGGAUCGAAGAGACAAGGUUUUUGGCUACUAUGGUUGUUUCCAUCCAUCUAUUCGACAGCAAAUCCAGGUGGACUACUCAAAGACACUACCUGAAGUCAUUACUUUCAUGAUGCGCCUACUAUUGCAAGAAGAAGGGUUGAACAUGCUUCUUGGUCCCCGAAUGGUUUAUGACCCUAAGUACGAAAUACCCUCGUGGGUUUGGUCGUUGAUUGAGCCUACGACAAUACCCACCGCUCGAGGUGUUCUUAGUACCAUAGAAGACAAAAAUCCAGGUGACUGGUGCGCUGGAGGGUCUCUUCCGAGUGUCCUUGGCUUUUCUGAAGAUAGUACAGUGCUUCAUGUCAGAGGAAAGACGGUCGCAACCAUUGAAGCCACGGCACCACCAUUCUCUUCCCCUCCCCGUAGCGUUGCCGAUGACCUCUACUUCUUGGAUAAGUCCUCGGUGGAUCUAGACUUCAUGACUUUGGUGGAACAUUUUAGAUUAACAUGGCAGUCGUUCAACUUGCUGCCAGAGUUUCCGAGUACGCUUGGAUUCAUCACCGCAUUCUGGCUAGGACCAACGGGACCAAUACUUUCGGAACUGGCGAGCUGGCUGUGUGCUGGUGGUAGUGGAAGCUUGGAAACCACCAAAGCGGGAUAUAACCAUCACAUACUUGACAGCCUUCUAUCCCUCCACUUUCGUCGGCGUAUGUUCUAUUUCAUGCCAGCGACAGUGAAACUAAGCACGGAUCCAAAAGUGCGGCUCAUUGAAGGACACAUUCAUGGAGAAAGUGGAUUAGGUCCAGUAGAUGUUAUGCCUGGAGACAAGCUUUGCGUGCUUCGGGGAUGCACAGUUCCUGUUGUGCUUCGGCCAGAAGAGGGUCAGUACAUUCUGCUUGGAGAAGCAUAUGUGCCUCGAGCCAUGCAUGGCGAAGCCGUUCGGGCAGUCGAAACCGGUGAAGAAGAAUAUGAGGACUUUUGGAUAAGGUGAAAAUGACUAAACCGUUGCUUGUAUGAGUUUCACCGCGGCUUUCGAGGUAUUGGCGUCUGGAGCGCGUUCUCGUACCAGAACGUUGGAGUCACCUGACGAAGCACUGAAAUCCCAAAUCU